Molecule: messenger RNA, 2171 nt
Organism: Xenopus laevis (African clawed frog)
Lineage: Eukaryota; Metazoa; Chordata; Amphibia; Anura; Pipidae
Product: provisional ortholog of LBH regulator of WNT signaling pathway S homeolog
Exons: 4
Coding region: 487-813 (108 amino acids)
Source: RefSeq, a predicted model, not a curated record
UGACUGCAACUGUUGGAGGUUUUACAAUUCUAUUAUAAUUCCCACCCAGCUGGGGUUAUUAGCUAUGUUGUUGGACUCCACUGUGACCCAGAAUUAUUCUCCCCACAGUCACAGUGGGUAUGAAAGCUCCCCGAGUGUGUGUAAGAGCAAUGUACAGUACAUGCUUUGGAAUGAAGACACACAGGCUCCCUCUGCCUGUACAACACAGAGCAUUUAGCAUUUAGCAGCUCCGCACUUCCUCCCUCUCAGGGAAACUGUGUUGCUCACUAUCAAGAGCUGCUCUUACCCUGCUCUCUCUUUCUCACUCUCCCUCUCUCUCUGUCACAUCUCUCCAUCAUCCCUGCCUGAAAGUCUGACCCCCACUACUGAACAGCACUGCUGUCUUUGGAUUUGUCUGGGAGAAAUUGAGGUGCACCAAGCAGGAAAGAGACAGCACUCAAUCCACAAGCAACAGAGAAUCAGCUCUUCAGGCUCCAACUCCCCAGAAUGACGGAAGUAAUGAACACACGUGAUCCUGCGAUGGAAGAAUUUACAUUAAGUGCGUCGGCUGGCGCUGAAGGUCAUGCUGUUCAGAUUUUUCCAGAUACUCAUGAAAAGCACCCAAAGCUGACAAAACGAUUGCCUUCAAUAGUGGUAGAACCAACAGAAUGCGGAGAUGUGGAAAGUGGUGAACUUCGUUGGCCACCAGAGGAUCUGACACCUACUGAUGACAAAAGCCAGGUUCGAGAUCAAAGAGACUCAGAAGGUGCUGCACGUUCUGCUUAUGAAGAGGGGAGCUGCGCUGGAUGCCGAGCGAGCGGAGAUGAUAAUUAGAUCCCUUACAGUGAAAUAUCUUCAAGUAUCUGUUGGGUAGUUAGAACAUAUAAAGAACAGUUGGGACUCCACUGAACUACUCCUUUCGAUUUCCAAGAAUCUUGCAGGGGUCGUUUGGCAGAGUUUACUGUAGAUUUGCAUCUUGUCAGGACUGAAGCUUAAACCUGCUGCGUGUAGCCGGAGAUUCCAGCUAUUUUUAGGGAGCCAAAUGCUUGUAAAAUAUUAAUCAGUAAGGGGAUCUUUUGGAAGCUUUAGCUUGUGGCUACAUCUUACAUAUUUUUUCAGUCUGAAUUAAACACAAAUAACGGAUGUGAUUUUUGACAGCUUCCAAAACUUGAAUCUUGCCCACAUUUAUAUAGAAUAAAAGGGGUCUUUCCCUUAUAAAUUGCAUUUCAGAUAACAGAAUUAUUUUGUGAUUAAUCCUUUAGGAUAAGCAUCCUGGGUUACAUUGGCUGCAGUAUAACUACUACCCCCAGCAUUUAUGUGCUGGAUAAUCUGGGUGGAGCUGUAGUUGCUCAACAGCUGUAUUGACAUUUGUUGCCUAUUUUUUAUUUAGCCUCUCUCUUAGGCUUUAUUUUAAGCUUGGCUCAGAUUGUGCAUUGCUUCUUAACUGAUUGAGAACAGAAAUGCUAUUUAUUGCUAUCCUAAAAAAAAACGGAGGAAGUAUGCUUAUGAAAUAAUGCUCUCUGCAGCGAUACAGCGAUAUUCCUUUCCGAAAUGCAGUUCCCCAGCAUGCCUUUAUUAGCUGAGCUUAGCAAAGGAUGCUGGGAGUUCUGCAUCAAAUAUCACUGCCCUAGGAAAUGCCAUGUGACUUCCUUUAUUUUCUACUGUUUAGUAAGAUUAGCACUGUGAUGUCAUAUCAUGUGAUAUGUGUUGCACAACUUUUGGGUAAACGGAGUAAAAUGGGAGCUGGAGUAAAUCUGGUGCAAAGGGACUGGCCAUAAGAUAAAACUCCAAAAAUCACUCGACCAGAAUUACUCCAUGUCCCUUAUUUUUUUGUACAUUUAACCCUCUGUGUGCAGCAAUUUUCUACUGUUAUAUGAUAAACAAAUCUUAGAUCCACUGUUUUUACUUUGUUACAAACAAUACACAUAAAAAACAUGCAAAGAACGAGCACCCAAACAGCCAUUUCACCUAUGUACCGUAUAUAGUAUUUUUAAACACCUUGGAAAACAGAGACGUCGUAGAGUUUCUAAAGCAAUAGGUCGGCUGCUUCUGUUAGACGCUUUGUUCAGAUACGUUUGUGAAUAACAGGUUUAAAGGUUUUUGUCGUUGUGUUACCAUUUCUCAGCUUUUUUCAUGGUAAAGGUGGCUAUAGUCUGACUGACCUUAAAGGGAUACUGUCAUCGAAAAACAUG